Molecule: messenger RNA, 1622 nt
Organism: Oncorhynchus keta (chum salmon)
Lineage: Eukaryota; Metazoa; Chordata; Actinopteri; Salmoniformes; Salmonidae
Gene: gja13.1
Product: gap junction protein alpha 13.1
Exons: 1
Coding region: 163-1038 (291 amino acids)
Biological process (GO): cell communication
Cellular component (GO): connexin complex
Source: RefSeq, a predicted model, not a curated record
CAUUGUGUGCGUGCCCCAAAAAUCAAAUUAAUGAUUAAGGAUAACAAGAGAAGUGGAAAACAUUGACAACCUGACUCAUUAAUAAGAUGGGCCUUCUCCUGUCAAAUUAAUUAACUGGCUAUUUUCUUCUCCUUUUCAGAAAGCCAUUGAACAUCAGCAAACAUGGGAGACUGGGGUUUUCUUUCCACGUUACUGGACAAGGUGCAGUCCCACUCAACGGUCAUUGGAAAGAUAUGGAUGAGUGUCCUGUUCCUGUUCAGAAUCAUGGUUCUGGGUGCUGGAGCGGAGAGCGUGUGGGGCGAUGAACAAUCUGGUUUCAUAUGCAAUACGCAACAACCUGGUUGUGAAAAUGUCUGCUACGACUGGAUCUUCCCCAUAUCACACAUCCGUUUCUGGGUCAUGCAGAUCAUCUUCAUCUCCACUCCAACUCUUCUGUACCUGGGCCAUGCCAUGCAUGUCAUCAGCCAGGAGAACAAGCUGAGAGCCAUUCUGCACAGCCAAGAAGAUAAUGGCACGUUGAAGAAGCCCAAAUACACAGAUGAAGCAGGGAAGGUCAGAAUUAGGGGAGAUUUGUUGGGCAGUUACAUGACCCAGCUAUUCUUUAAGAUCAUUCUAGAGAUCGCUUUUAUUGUUGGCCAGUACUACCUGUAUGGGUUUGUCAUGGUUCCCAUGUUCCCUUGCUCCAAAUCUCCCUGUCCCUAUACUGUAGAAUGCUACAUGUCUCGUCCCACAGAGAAGACCAUCUUCAUCAUCUUCAUGCUGGUGGUGGCCUGUGUGUCUCUGGCUCUGAAUGUGAUUGAGGUGUUCUAUCUGCUUUACACAAGAGUGAGAUGUGGCGGCUCCAAGGGGCGCACUCAUCACACUACGUCAGCAGCAAACCCCGCCACCCUCCACUCCUCUGGGUGGUCUGGUCGCGUGGAUACUGAGAUGGACCCACUGAAACAGAACGAGAUGAACCUGGGGUUUGAGAGUGGGCAGAGUUUAGGGGGUAGUCUGGAUGGAGCCACACAAGAGAAAAGGUUGCUAGGUGACCACUAAGACACUUGAAAGUUAAUUAGCCAUGAUUGUAUCUUGAUCUUUUGUAUUGUUGAAAAUCUGAAUGAAUACACUACCUGUUUUGCUUUCUUAUGUUUAUUGAUUUAAACGCAGUGCACUAGUAGUUAGUGUAUUUUAUGUAUUGAUGUUGAAUGUUUACUGUUCAAUUGUGAAUGUUUACUGUUCAAUGCCAAUACACCUUGAAUAGAAAUGCAAUUCAGUUAUUAUAUCCCAAUGGUAUGUUCUAUGUAACAUUUUCUGUUAUAGGAAGCUUUGGGAUUUUGUAAAUCUAUUUCCCCAGUCAGAUGAAUUCGUGGAUACUAUUUCUAUGUCUCCAUAUCCAGUAUGAAGGAAGUUAGAGGUUUAUUGAGCCCAUGCUAACUAGCGUUAGCACAAUGACUGGAAGUCUAUGGGUAUCUGCUAGCAUGGAGAAGUUGAUAAAGGGCCUCAUUGCCAAAAUCCCUACCACCUGGGGUCUUGAAAUUAUUUGUAUAUUGCCUGAUGAAUGUUAACAACUGAGAUAUUGUCUAUCCUACAAUACAAUCUAGAUAUGCAGUGUUUAUUUUUUUGAAGGAAUAAAUAAAAUA